Molecule: messenger RNA, 249 nt
Organism: Coccidioides posadasii C735 delta SOWgp
Lineage: Eukaryota; Fungi; Ascomycota; Eurotiomycetes; Onygenales; Onygenaceae
Source: RefSeq, a predicted model, not a curated record
AUGUCAAGCCAGCCCACUACUCUUCAGUCCCAGACUGGCAUCCAACGUCACGGCGAGAUUUCAUCCCAAGCCCAGAAGCCAACAACUGCUCUGGAAGAAGAUGAUGAGUUCGAGGAUUUUCCUGUUGAAGAUUGGCCUCAAGAAGAUGCCGAGGCACUUGGCCCAGCGGGAACAAACAAUGAUCAUCUGUGGGAGGAAAGCUGGGAUGACGAUGAUAGCAAUGAGGAAUUCUCUAGACAAUUGAAGUGA